This is a messenger RNA of Chrysoperla carnea, 1805 nucleotides long. RefSeq lists its product as uncharacterized. Lineage: Eukaryota; Metazoa; Arthropoda; Insecta; Neuroptera; Chrysopidae. The coding region runs from base 33 to 1805 and encodes 590 amino acids. The transcript is spliced from 9 exons. The record is from RefSeq and is a predicted model, not a curated record.
UAUAGGUCAAUUAUUCAUAUUUGCAACUAAACAUGUACAAUUUAACCAAGAGUCACCAAAGUAAUAAAAUUUUGUCAUCCACUCCAUGUUGGGUGGCACCAAACACAUAUGACGUUGAAGAAAUUCGUGACUCAAAUGAAUCUUAUCAUCCAUUUUUAUCAUCGAAACCCAGAUUCGAAACUAAAAAACCAUUUUGUAAUACUUUUUACAAUGUGAAAAAUACUGACAAAAUAAAGGGUGGAAAAUUUUUGAAGGGUUUACGGUUCGAAAUAGAGUGUAAGCGUGAAGUUGGGCCUUGCAAUUUUGACUAUAGCGAUCGACGAUCUUCAUCAGAUGUUUCAAGCCAUUCUGAUUCGGUCAAACCACAAAAACGUUUACCAAAAUUGUAUGUUAAUAGACCAAAGCUUACAUCGGGCGUAAGUCCACCAUCAGUACCAACAAAAAUUGAUGAAUAUGGAUAUGAUUUUGAUGAAAAUGGGAACUUAAUAAAAAAUACUUUGAGUAUGGUGGAUAUAUGCGGUUGUAAGGAGAAGGAGGGAACACUAAAAAAAUCUAAAUGUGAACCAUGUAAACCUUGCAAUGAAUGGAGAAAACCAACAAAAGAACGAAUAGAAGAACAAUACCAAGUGAAUGAUGUUCCAUCCCCUGGAGCUUAUGAUCCUGUCGAUUUAAACAAGCUUUGUACAAUGAAACCCGACUACGCAGCACAACAAAAAAAUAAAAAGUGUGCUCCUAUUAUUCGAUAUACAGACGACAUCUAUAGAGAUGCUUACCGUAACAAUUAUCCAGCUCCAUGUGAUUACAGUCCAAAAAUAAAACCAAGAAAUAAAAUUCAACGACUUGUACCAUUCGGUAUUUCAAGUUCUGAAAGAAGAAAUACAUUAUUCGGUGCUACCAAUUUGGAAUCACCAGCUCCAAAUCUUUAUGUUAUAACGGAUAGAGUUGCUUGCGGUUAUCAACAUCUGAAAUGUGAUCUAACAUUUGGGCAUGAGGAAAGAUUUAGAGGAAUUGUUGUAGAUAAUGAUGUUCCACCACCGGGAACAUAUACUCCGAAAGUUACUAUUCAAGACACUUUAUUGAGUGAAAUUCGACGAACACGGUAUUUAAAAGGUGGUUUUGGUGUCACCUCUCCUUUACAUCCAUGUGAACAUCCUGAUGCCUCACCAGCCCCAAAUCAAUAUUGUACACAGGAACCAAAGGACACUUGUUGUUACUCCAAGAAUAUACCAACAUCAAAAUUCAUUUCCAAAACUAAACGAUUUGCUUGUAACCAUUUAGAUACACCAAAUCCAUUCACAUAUGAUACACAAUCAUCGUUUAAAGCUACACAAGACAAAAAAUCUUUUUUAAAAGUUAAGAAACGAAAAAAGCAAGGAUUUUUAGUUGGACUACCGUCACGAUUUCAUCCGUUUUUUGGAUUAGCAUCACCAUUUAGAGAUUUUAACAAAAAUCUAGGUCCUGGUUCGUAUGACUAUGAAGACUGUUUGAAGAGUACUAUCGAUGGAUAUUAUUUACCAGUAGUGGAUCGAUGGCUGGAACCAUCAUUCCGAAAACCACCACCAGGUUCAUAUGAGAUAACUAAAGAUGGCAAUAUUUAUACAGAUAGUAUGAGCAGAGCCAAACAUUCAUUCAAUAGAGAAGUGAAAAAUGAAAUUUCAAAUGCAAAUGGAAAACGAUCAAAAUCAGAGGUAAAUUCGGCCAAAACAAGCUUAUUCCUAAACAGGGUUACAAAAACAAAACUAUUACGAUCAUUUAAUCGACCACGUUUAACUGCAUCUGAAAUAAAAAGUGGUGUGAAACGUUAA